Molecule: messenger RNA, 2962 nt
Organism: Hypoxylon trugodes
Lineage: Eukaryota; Fungi; Ascomycota; Sordariomycetes; Xylariales; Hypoxylaceae
Product: glycoside hydrolase family 2 protein
Exons: 4
Coding region: 482-2560 (692 amino acids)
Biological process (GO): carbohydrate metabolic process
Molecular function (GO): hydrolase activity, hydrolyzing O-glycosyl compounds
Source: RefSeq, a predicted model, not a curated record
UGCCCCUCUUCCGGUGCGAAUAUGAUGCUAUAUUGUGAAGGUCUCGGCGCAUCAUAUUUUAUUGACAGGUGGUGGUCCCCCCUAAAAAUCCACCUACACCAACAGUAAAAUCUAUCACAUAAUAAACAAGACAGAUUUCACAUGCGCAAAUUAAUAAGAACAGUCUAAGAGGCCCUAAAGACUUGCCAAUCUUGUUAAUAUGCAGAGAUGCAGCUCGAGUCCAAUUUUCUCGACAUACACAAACUAUUAUUGGCGCAGUGUGACGUCAAUCUUUCUCCUCACUUGUUUCAAAGAAAUGGACCACGGCACGCCGAUAUCGAAGGCAAGAAGAACACGAUUGUUGAUCGAUUAUCUUCAUGGGUAAAGAACGUUCCUUCGAACUAGUCGCUCGUUCCUGAAUAUCCCCUUGUUCAUUCAUCCCUUCUUAGCCAAUUGAGGAAAACUUAUAACAGUACCUACCUAGGUAUAUAUAGUGCAGAUAAUGGCUUACAAUUCUAAAGAUGCGUAUCCUCGACCCGAUUUCGUUCAUGGCAAUCACAGGUGGACGCCACUAAAUGAGGGGUGGUCUAUACUUUUCGACGACGAUGAUGUUGGGCUUAAACAGGCGUGGCAUAUUAAUGGCGUCCCGGAUAAAGUAGUCGUUACGUCUACUAAUACGAGCGAUGCCGAGGCCGAAGCUAAGAGACUAGCAGCUUUCCCAGAGCUCAAGGAGAAGGGAUUCCAAGCUCCGAAUUGCCAGGAAAAUGUCAAGAAACCUAUUAAUGUACCAUUUGUAUUCCAAACACCAGCCUCUGGUGUUUACGACAACAAUGCGCAUGAAGUUCUAUGGUACGAAAAUAAGGUCGUUGAUCCUCGCAGCAAGGCUGAGAUCGAAGCUGGAGACAAAGUACUCUUGCGCUUUGGCGCCGUGGACUACGAUGUGACUAUUUGGGCAUCGGGAUACCCUAUCGGCCACCACAUAGGUGGACAUGUGCCUUUCGAGGUAGACAUCACCGAUGCUCUGGCAAACGUCGAACGUACCGGCAAGGAAGGUCUAAUUCUUACUUUGCGCAUUCGAGACUCGCCCGACGACCUCACCCAACCCCGUGGAAAACAAUACUGGGGACCUCAACCAGAAAGUAUCUUCUACACCCCAUCCAGCGGCAUCUGGCAACCCGUAUGGCUAGAAGUCAUCCCAUCAACGCGAAUCGGCGACAGCAGCUCCGGUACGGUAAUCAAGUCGAACAACAUCGCCGAGGGUCUACUAGAAGCCAGAGUAGCCAUCCUAGGCCGAAGAACAGGGCAAAAGUACAAGGUCGAGAUUGAAGGUAAUCUCCAUGGGAUAAGCGUCGCCAAGGCAGAGGAAUCUAGUUCGGACGAUAUUAUUCCUAUUAAUGUCAACCUACGCUUGAGUGAUGAUCAGAAACUAAAGGCGCCAGCAUCUCUUGCUGAAGUAGCACCCCUCGACGAUCACGAUUGUUGGCGUAGUAACUUGGCGCUAUGGUCUAUAGACCACCCAACGCUAUACGACCUUUCCAUUCGUCUGUACGACUCCAGCGGCGCACUUGUCGAUGAAGUUAAGACGUACACUGGUUUCCGCAAUAUCGACUGGACGCGCGGGGACCGGACCCUGCGCCUUAAUGGCAAGCCACUCUUCCAAGCGCUAUGUCUAGACCAGGGAUACUGGCCAGAAACCGGGCUGACGCCGCCGACGCCCGAUAGUCUACGCCUCGAUAUCGAGCUAUCGAAGAAGAUGGGUUUCAACGGGUGUCGGAAGCACCAAAAAGUCGAGGAUCCUCUAUUCUUAUACUGGGCGGAUAAGUUGGGAUACCUCGUCUGGGGCGAGAUGGCGAAUGCGUAUAAGUUUAGUGAGGAUUAUGCGGAGAGGUUUAGUCAGGAGUGGCUCGAGGCGGUUAAGAGGGAUAUAAAUCACCCCUCGAUCGUUACUUGGACGCCUGUGAAUGGUAUCUGGGCCUACCCGAACCUGAAGGACAACGUGGAUCAACGGAACCACAUUCGCUCGCUGUACUACAUCACAAAAACCCUCGACCCCACACGUCCUAUCAACGAUAACUGCGGCUGGGAGCACGUCAUCACGGACCUAAGCACCUUCCACGACUACGCCGACGCGCCGGAUCUUUCUAAGACAUGUUCCACACUCGACAAUAUCCUUGGUAAGAAACUCGGUGGGCGUGACUUUUUCGUCGGUCCUACGACUACGGCCGACGGUCACGCAGAUGACGGGACUAAACAUAAGAUCGGGGCUCCGGUUAUAUGCUCCGAGUUUGGAGGCGUGAAUAUUGCGCCCGCGAAGAAGGAUGAGAAAGGAGAGCGGGAUUGGGGAUACACGACCGCGAGCGAUCCGAAGGAUUUGCUGAAGAGGUUUGAGGCGCUGCUACAGGCGGUCGUGAAAGAGGGGCAUAUUUGUGGGUUUGUGUAUACGCAGUUAUCCGAUAUCGAGCAGGAAGUCAACGGCUUGUACUCGUUCGAUAGAAGGGAGAAGAUUCCCGCGACGGAGGUUAAGAAGUUGAUUGAUGCGGCGGCGAAGACGUAUUAUGACAGUAUUCCGAGGGGGACUUAAGUUUCAAGGGAAAUGGAAGUGGUAUUCUAAAUAAUUGGCUUGGAUCUUAGGUGAAAUUGCUCAAUCUUCAUCAAUGGGUUGUCUUGUUCUAAUAAUGGAGGACGAUGAUAUGAAGGGACUUAUGCUAAGGAUGAUGCUAGGUAUUAUCUAGCUGAUAAUGAUAACCAUGUUUCAUGAUCACUUGCUCCUUAAAUGGUUUAUUAUUCAGUGAAUAGGUAUGAAUGGAUUUCCAAGAGUAGAAGAGGACCAUGUUAUCCGUUGUUUUGUUAAGAUUUCUUUCUGAAGAUAUCACUAAUAUCGGUUCCACGCUUUCAUGUAGUGCUAGCUGCACAACCGCAUGAGAACAGGAUGAAGUAUAAAUCAAAGGAUCGCGCACAAUAGUAGAUGUCAGAGAGAAUAUUU